Molecule: messenger RNA, 1140 nt
Organism: Cryphonectria parasitica EP155
Lineage: Eukaryota; Fungi; Ascomycota; Sordariomycetes; Diaporthales; Cryphonectriaceae
Exons: 2
Coding region: 1-1140 (379 amino acids)
Source: RefSeq, a predicted model, not a curated record
AUGACAACACCCACCACCCUACUUAAAUUUACCCUUCUCCCACCAGAGCUGCGGAAUAUCAUCUGGGAAAUAUCCCUUCCCGAGCCUCGCGUCCUCGACAUAUACCCAGCGUCAGCGUCCCAAAAGAUCCUACCACAGCAGGGCCUGCGCUUCGCCAAUCUCUAUACUGAACCACCGCCUGCCCUCGCCGCUGUGUGCCGAGAGUCUCGCUCCCUCGUGUGCCAUCACUACCGACCGCUGACGCUGGGAAGAACGACAAAGUAUGUCGACCUGAACAGGGACAUGCUGUUGCUGGAGUCAUAUCUCUUUGGGCGGGAUCUCAUGCGCACGCUCCUCUUCAUGAGCCAGAUCCCGCUGAUCAAGGACAACCUGCAGAGCCUGGCGUUUGGGACGUCCUUUGGCGUGCACACCGGCGUGUGGCAUCCUGUACUGGGUUGGAAGAAGCUGACGAGGGGCAACAUGGGAAAGUUCCUCCAACGUCUGGGCGCAUUCCCGGUGUUGGAGCGGCUCGUGUUCAUGGUACACCAAGAGAUGCAAUUCGAGGUGGGCUCGAGGCUACCCCCGCCGAGGGUCUUGCACGGCAACAGAGACUGCAGACCAUCGACACCCCCUGCCACCCCUCGAAGAUCACAAACACCAACAUCCCCUUCAGGUCCCUUGGACCCUGCCUUUUAUCUGAUAGAUGGUCACAGGGGUAGCAGUAAAGGGCACUUUUACCGCGUCCCGUGGACGGCCGAGAAACCGUGGCUCCCGCAUGCCAAUGACAUCGCCUACUACGCCUCUCCUGUAGCGGAUGAUGAUGACAACGGCAUCGACGCUGCUCGCCCAAGAAAAGAUGCAGGGGCAUCAAAUCGCGCGGGGAAACUUGUACCGACUAACGACGACUGGGUGCGCUUCCGACGGUCCUUUAGACGCGCAAUGGAGACCGGGCUGGAGCUGGGCUUGGCGGAUCCCGCAACGAACUCGUGCCCAUUACGAAAACGGAAACGAAUGACUGAGGUGGGAGGGGAGGAGGAGGAUAGGAAUAUGCCGCUACAGACGUCGAAUAAAGUGCGGAAGCUGGUGAUGUCCGAGGGAGGGUGCAAAUUGCUGGCGAUCGAGGGCGCGAGCCUUGUUUGGCGGUAUUCGUUGCCAACAUGA